Molecule: messenger RNA, 3905 nt
Organism: Cygnus olor (mute swan)
Lineage: Eukaryota; Metazoa; Chordata; Aves; Anseriformes; Anatidae
Gene: FAM107A
Product: family with sequence similarity 107 member A
Exons: 4
Coding region: 377-880 (167 amino acids)
Biological process (GO): actin filament bundle assembly; actin filament polymerization; regulation of actin cytoskeleton organization
Cellular component (GO): synapse; neuron projection; stress fiber
Source: RefSeq, a predicted model, not a curated record
GGCGUGCGGCUUCCUCUGGGCCGAUCUGAUUUCUCCGGGAGCGUGGUUAAGGCACACUCAGGAGAAAUCACCCUCCGUGGAGCAGAUACACAACCUCUCGGUGCGCACAGGCGCCUGGGCAGGCAGGGAGCUGUUUUCUUUGCAGAGGGGGGGGGAAAUCAACUAGUUUAUUCCUCACGCCUGGGAAAACAUCAUCCAGCAACGAAAAGCAAAAGGAGUAAGUUUUGGGGGGCCGUGGGGUCCCUGCAGGUUGGGACAGAGCCCCACCACGGGAGCCUCCGUCCUCACCCCCAUCAGAGAGACAAGGCAGGAGCUUUGUGGGACCCGGCCAAGAAGUCCAUCUGCAGGAGCGCAGGCAGGCAGAAGCAGCAGCCCCAUGUCGUGGGACACGGGGCAGCACGGGGCCACCGGGCUCCCCAGGGCCACGCUGCGGAAAUCAGCCUCAAUGUACACAGAAAUACAGCGGGAGCAUCCCAACAGCGGGAAUAUCCUGACUCACCCAGACUACAUAGAUGGAAACCCGGACCUGAUCAAACCUAAAAAGCUCCUCAACCCCGUCAAAGCCUCGAAGAGUCACCAGGAGCUGCACAGGGAGCUGCUGAUGAACCACAAGAGAGGCUUGGGCGUGGAGAGCAAGCCAGAGCUGCAGCGGGUGCUCGAGCACCGACGGCGAAACCAGCUCCUCAGACAGAAGAAGGAAGAGGAAGAGGCAAAGAAAUUGCAGUCACCCUUUGAAAAGGAGCUACUAAAGAGGCACCAGAGGCUGGAUCAGCUGGAGAAAGAGCAGGAGAAGGAGGAAGACCAUGCACCAGAAUUCAUUAAAGUAAAAGAAAACCUGAGAAGAACAUCGACAGUGACUGGGGAAGAGAAAGCAGCAUAGCUUCUGCCAAAACUCACUGGAGAUCCUACGAAGGCUGACAUCUCUGUACAUGGUGGACAUUCAAAGCCGCAUCUUUGGGGCUACUUACAGCUAUUAACACUUGCUCCAGUAGAAGGCACAAAAAAGGUUUUCUCAUCCCAGGAAGGUCUUAUGGUGGAAAAGGUGCAGCAUGCACUGAAGAAGUACUCAGGCGAGGAGAUGCAGAGAGAAGCGACGUCCCUUUCCUCCCAGACUGUGGGUGCACACUAACUUCCAGCUAACUCUUGGUUAACCCUUGAGGCACAGUGACCGUGUAAGGAGGGAUGGGCAUUCCCGUGAGUUUGGGGGACCCCACAUCUCCCCAGAGGUGGGCUUACCAAGCUGGGGACAAUAGGAGGGCAGCUGCAGCUCUGGUAACCCAGUGUGUUAACGCAAGGGACAACCUGUGCAUCGCUGAGAACAGCCCAGGUGACUGUAAGGGCUUUCCCAAGGGUUACUGGCAUCGUGCCACUACAUGAGUCCAGCCUUGCUGAGGCUGUGUGUCCCAGAAGCAUGGCUCUGCCAUUAAACAACAAAAAAAAUCAACCCGUGUGCCCACCCCAGCUCAUCAAUGGCCAGCCAGGUUCAACUGUUUUCAUGAGCACCUUUAAGCUGCAUUUCAAACCUGCUUGUGAACAGCUAUUUAGCUAUUUAUCCAGUUCCAUGCUCAGGCAGAAGAUAUACUGGGCUUUCCCAUGAAAUCCCCGAGUGAGAGGAAAAUGCUUCAUGCAUAAAAGUACAAGCCGGGGGCUUUCAGCAUGGAUGUCAGUGAAAGUAUGUGGUGACCAGGCAGCAACAAACUGCUUCUUGCCUCUCUGCACAAAGAUGCUGCUGCAAAACUGUCAGUGCUUCUUAUCCCUUCUUCCAGAGGUCAGUGCUGCCUCACACUGCAAGGCUAAAAAUCUUCCUGCUGCUGGUAGAGCAAAGCUGAGGUAGAUGGUGCCUUUGCACCACGUAUGGACAGAGGCCACCACAUUUAUGGGGCACCUGUGCCCUGAGGUGUCCACAUAUAGAGCUAAAAUUGCUCCUUCAGGUAGAUCUCAGCUUCUUGGUUCUCACACAGCCCUGCUACAAAGCCUGAACAGCAUAACUCACCGACUGCCUUCCAACACUGGUUCUUGAAAAGCAAGAGUCAAUGGGUGUAGUCAGCUGGGAAGGUGACACCUCGUUAAUAGUAUCUACCAUCCACAUCUGCAGGGGAUCCAUAUGUAAAUUAAGGAGAGGGGGUGUUUAUUAAGGAGAGGGGGUGUUUAUUAAGGAGAGGGGGUGUUUAAUAAGAAGUUACUAAUCCAUUCCCUAGUCUCUCUGGUCCAGCAGAGUGUUUCAUUUCAGAGGAUUGUUGCUCAACCUGGCAGCUUGAGUAAAACAUCUGAGCCACAUCAUGCGUCAAGCGCAGCGAUACAGAUAUGAGGCUUCUGGACAGCCUUACGUUAUAAAAAAGCCCUUAAGCCAGUUCCAGCCCUCAAGAGCCCCACCCCACAGCACUGGCCUUCGUUCAUCAUACUUAUUCUAAACAGGUUUUUAUUUCAGAAAUCCAGUGCAUAUGGUUUCUAUGGGUCAAACGAGAUCUGAAAGGAUUUGUUUUGUCUUUUCCCACUGUAAAGUUUUUCACAUAGCCUAUGAUUAAAACCAUGAGGGAGAAGCAGCAUCGAGCAUUUUUUCAGGGGGGGAAAAAAAGCCAAAUUUCUCAAAGAUAAAAUUGUGUCGCUAAGGAUGCUUGUACACAGCUGUAGAGAAUGCUUUAUAAUAUUCCAUCCAUAACAUCAGUUUAAAUAACAAACUGAGUUGUUGUUUUGUGAGAGGUUAUGGCACAGAUCAAGUAACCUUGAUCAAAGAGCUCCAAAAAAUAAAGCAAAUUAAUUUGUAAUUUUGCCACUGAUGGAAAUGCACUCCAGAAGAGACAAUCUGUCACUCCAUAUGCACCGGCAAAAACAGUGCUAUCGGCUCACCCUGUCUGCAACAGGGGCACUUAUGCAAGUCCUUGGGUGGGAAGCCUGGGCAAACUGAGUGCUUGGAGCAGGUUGGAAGUAUUUUGCUGUGGUCUUCUUGAAUAUGAGGAUAUUAUCUGAAAAACUCAAGGUGUCUUCCUUUCACUUGGCGUCCACCGAGCAUGGAGACGGGCCACGUACCUUUGCAGUCUGGCACUGCUGAGGGGGAGUUGGGCGUCCAGAAGUGAAAGGGAGGGCCAAAUCAUACUGUCCUAGCUGAGGAUAAGCUAACAGCACCAAAAGAGAUCCUUCAAGCUGUGGAGAGACAAUGAAGAGCCCUGACACAGUGAGGGCAGGGCGGCCCAUGCAUCCCUGCAGGCCACAGGCAGCGGCCAGCUGCCCACCUGAGACAGCCCCACCAUGCCAGCCCCAAGCUCCACGUACAAUGUAGCGCCCUAGGCUUGAGCCCCCCUGUGACGAGGCUUCAGAAGCAAUGUUUUCGUUGGAUUAAAACCCACAGCGCAGUCAAACAGAGCUCUUCAUGCCUGGACGAACUGAUGGCCACCUCCCUCACACACUUGUUCGUCACACCACGAUCAAUACAGAGGUGGCACUGUCUGGGCACCAAGGGAGCAUUGGACUCCAACAAUCCCAGCAGAAUUGAAAAUGCACCAGUGUGGACACAGCCAGGAUGAGAUCCUGGGAUGUGUUGUUUCCUCUUAAAUGAAUUCCUUCGUUUGGGGCCUAAUGCUCUAUGGCCCUAGAAUGCGUUCCUGAAUAGACGUGAUGUAUCCAGAAGGCACAGAUUAUCAGAGUAUUGAUGGAAGAUAUGUUUUUUUGCACUAUGUUUCCUAUGUGGUAUAUAGUUUAUAUUGUGUUGGUGUUUAUACAUUUAUAUACAUUUGUGUUGUGCAACUCUACUACAUUAACUGUCACUGCUCUGUUUAAUGUGGACACUUCUGAAGAAACAAACUAAACUGGUUGUAUUUUUUGCUCUUUUCCACAAGGAACUGAAAAAGCUCCAAGGAUGCAAGCAGACAACAGCCAAAUAAACUGAUUGAACAUAAAAACCACUUAAG